Messenger RNA from Nelumbo nucifera (sacred lotus), 679 nucleotides. Its product is annotated as ribulose bisphosphate carboxylase small subunit, chloroplastic-like. Lineage: Eukaryota; Viridiplantae; Streptophyta; Magnoliopsida; Proteales; Nelumbonaceae. The record is from RefSeq and is a predicted model, not a curated record.
CAAGAAGGGAGAGAAAUGGCUUCCUCCAUGUUUUCAUCGACAGCCGUUGCCAAUAUCGGCCGUGCCACCCCGGCUCAGGCCAGCAUGGUGGCACCCUUCACUGGCCUCAAGUCGGCCUCCGCCUUCCCUGUAACCCGCAAGGCCAACAACGACAUCACCUCCCUCCCCCUCCCCAGCAACGGUGGCCGUGUUCAGUGCAUGCAGGUGUGGCCACCAACUGGCAAGAAGAAGUUCGAGACUCUGUCUUACCUUCCACCUCUCUCUCCAGAAUCACUGGCCAAGGAAGUUGACUACCUUCUGCGCAUGGGAUGGAUUCCUUGCUUGGAGUUCGAGUUGGAGCAUGGGUUCGUGUACCGUGAGAACAACAGAUCUCCUGGGUACUACGAUGGGCGCUACUGGACCAUGUGGAAGCUGCCCAUGUUUGGCUGCACUGACUCGUCUCAGGUGUUGGCAGAGCUGGAAGAGGCAAAGAAAGCCUACCCCAACGCCUUCAUCCGGAUCAUCGGUUUCGACAACAAGCGCCAAGUGCAGUGCAUCAGUUUCAUUGCCUACAAGCCUCCUGGCUACUAAAUGUAAUUUAAGAAUUCUCCUCAUUUUCGCUGCUGGAAGGUCUCUAUGUUGAUUUCUCGACUUCACUACAUAUAAAUAUAUAAUAUUGAGGGACAGUAGGCGAAAUGUA